Molecule: messenger RNA, 3365 nt
Organism: Colius striatus (speckled mousebird)
Lineage: Eukaryota; Metazoa; Chordata; Aves; Coliiformes; Coliidae
Product: homeobox protein ARX-like
Exons: 5
Coding region: 1-885 (294 amino acids)
Biological process (GO): regulation of transcription by RNA polymerase II
Molecular function (GO): RNA polymerase II transcription regulatory region sequence-specific DNA binding; DNA-binding transcription factor activity, RNA polymerase II-specific
Source: RefSeq, a predicted model, not a curated record
AUGCAGAGCUCGACCCCCGCCACCCCGCCGGCUCUGCACCUCCUCACCUCCUACUUCAUCGACAGCAUCCUGGCCCGGGGCCCCGCGGCGGGGCGGCACGGCGACGAGCGCGCGGCGCCGCGGCCCGGCCGAGCGCGCGCCCCCACGGAAGAGCCGGCAGCGGGGCGCGGAGGGCCCGCGGCGGCGGCGGGCGGCGAGGCCCCGGCCGCGGCUCCGGCCACGGCCAAGAGGAAGCAGCGGCGGUAUCGCACCACCUUCAGCACCUUCCAGCUGGAGGAGCUGGAGCGCGCCUUCCGCAAGUCCCACUACCCCGACGUGUUCACCAGAGAGGAGCUGGCCCUGCGCCUGGACCUGACGGAGGCCCGCGUGCAGGUCUGGUUCCAAAACAGAAGGGCCAAGUGGAGGAAACGUGAAAAAAAUGACAUUCUGGGGACUGUUCCAGGAAUCUCCUUAACGCACCCACUUGGUCUAUUUUUGGAUGCUCCACUGAGUCCUUCUCCCCUCCUAGAUCACACGUGGAGGUCAAUGCCUCUUUCAACACUGGCUGUGCCAUCCAUGUCUCCAGCCUUUAGUCCUUCAGCCUUAGGGCCAUUUGGCCUCAGCAGCCUUACCUGGACUUCUCUCUUCAGAAAUCCUAUUUUAAAUCCACAUUUUGGAAGGUUUCUCAAUGCUUUAAAUCCUCUCAUGACAACAGCUUCAGUACUAAUGAAAGCUCCUGGACCCCCGUCAGACCCUGCUCUUACUGCCUUCACUGAUCCAGCAGCAGUUGAAAGGAAAACGUCAAGCAUUGCAGCACUAAGGCUCAAAGCGAAAGAACAUUCAGCACAAAUCCCUCAAUUAAACCUCAUCUCCAGUCUUACAAACACUAACAAAGAACUUUGUUAGGAGCUCUGCCCCAGACUGCAGCCACAGAGGGGAAAGUGAAUGCUUUCUCCAAUAAGUAGCUCCCGUUAGAGAGACACAUUUAAAAUAAGAAAGAAAACACACACACACAGAGCUGUAGUUCCUCCACCCUCAGUCACGGACUGAAAGGAAAUAACCCUGCUGAAAAUCACUUUCCUUCAUUACAACAUGAAAUCAGGUAGUAAAUUAGCUUGUAUCAUUUCUGACACUCCAGAAAUAGAAGCAAGAACUCUCUCAACUUUGUCAUUUAGGCAAACGUGGAUCUGAAGCUUUGCAAUCCCCAAACUCACCAGAGGCUAGUCCAAAGGCUCGAAGUUCUUUGUAGGCAUAUCUUGAGUUUUCUAAGCAAUUCUUAACUCACUUCUCAGGAGGAAUCCUUACAGGCAGUACUUGAGACGUAAGGAUCAGUACACAGUGAUUAACUUUGAGACCAUGCUUCAUGUUGAAGUGCAGAUGCCAGUGGAAGUUCGCAUUUCAGGCAGACGUAGCAGGAAGGAGACGGGGACUAUUUUCAGUUUUGAUUCAGAACUAGGUGUAGAUAUAAGAGUACCUUGUCUGAAACUAAAAUAAAUGAAUGUUUGCUUUAUGUUCAGGGUGGCAAUGGUUGAAUGAAAACAAGUUUAACCUUUGUAUAUGAAAACUGUAGCCUGUGAAAGUAGGUUAUCAGCAUGCAGGACAUUGUGUGUAGUUCUCUAUAGAUGUAUAUGAAUAUAAGUAGCUCACAGCUGUAGACAUGAAGUUGCUGAAUACUUUAGCAUGAUUACUUGCCCAUCUUGCCAGACCAGCAAGUUAAUAGAUUAUUUGUACAUUUCCAGACAUUUCAUGCUUUGAGUAGAUUCAGAACUUAAGUGAAAACUAUAUGUGAAGUGUUACAUUCUUCCUUGGACUGGUGUCGGAAUGAGUGAAGAUGGAGGCCUUACUGAGCAGGAGUCUACACUUCAUCAGUCCUGGACUCCCUUGCUGGACUCAGACAGGUUAUUUUAAGGUUUUUGCUGAGUUUCCCCAUCCAGGAACUGGGUCCGAGAACAACUCCCUCAUCUAUAGGUCUGAUGCUUUAGUGUAAAGUGAGGGUAUGUGCUAUCCUCCUUUUGCAGCUUACUUGCCUACCUCACAGGGCUGUUGUGAGGACUGAUUAAAUGAACAUGACACUGUGCAAAUGGCAGAGUUAUACAAGUGCCAAUUGUUGUUUAGCAAUUAGAAAAGACCAACAUCUGAUUGCACUUUUCCUGCAGCUGUAGUGGUGGCCCAAGCAAGCUCCCCUUCUGUGGGAUGAUGGGAGAAUGUUGAACUUUUCCAUCAACAGUGCCUGUUUCCCUCAAGAUUAUGCUCAAACACAUUUGCACUGAAAAGGUUUUGUGUAUUCUAUAACUUCUUUCUCGAGGUACCUCUGGGACUGCUCUUAAGAUAGAUGUUUUCCAGACCAAUUUGAGUGCAGAGCUCCAGCUACCCAACUGCUGCUUCUGUAGACCCCUCUGGGCUGAUACUUAGGUACAAGAGAGAGAAGGCAGGGUGCUGGAUCAGACAUCAGUUUUCAAUUUCCUCAAAAUACUAAUAGCUUUGACAGCUCGAGUCAUAAACCUCCCAGAAGACUUGAAGUAUUUCUGUAUUCCUCAGCCUCAUAGUCAGCGUGGGUAGAAGGUGGUGGGAUUUUACUGUUAGGAAAGCAAGCUUUCUACCCAAGUUGCACUAGGCCUGUGCUGUGGGUCAAGCAACAGGAAGCUUGGGAAGUGAUGUAACCAGGGCCUCUCACACAAAGUCUGAGUGUGUUUCUUCCAGAGCAGCUAUUUGCAUCCUCCAGUCCUCUCUCAGGGCCCAGGCUGCCAAUUGGCAGCACGACACAGUAUCCUCUCAAGUGCUGAGUUUAUUCCAAAUUAACCUUUUAAGUAGGUUAGUGGCUUGAAAACUGUCAUUACCCAACUCACACUCCAUUCUGUACAAGCUGCUGUGGCAUCUUUCCGUGCUAUCAGUGACUGUCUUGCAAUGCAAGGAGGUUCUGCAGGAAAGGAGCCUGUCACUGUGUCAUUUAAAGUAGCAACAACUGUCCUGCAUUUGCCACGAGCUAUUCAGGAAAACUCUGCAAUAAAACAAAACCUAGAUAUUUUUGCCAAGUCAUAUCCCUAGACAAAUUCUCCGGAAGCAGCAUGUGAAAAAUAACUGCUGAUGGCUGUUUAAAUACAUUGCAUGCAAUAGUAGGCCCCACAUAACCAAAAUCAUCACUUGACCUGGCCACAGAGGUCUCCCUCUGGGGGCUGGGGAUCAAAUUCACAAGUUCCAGUUCUCUCCACUUCAGCAGUUACAUCAGCUUUCACCUACAAACAAAGUUCUUCCAAUAGCUUUGUGGACAGAAAUCAUUUCAGGGAUAGCAAUUAACACACAGAGGCAACUUCACUCUUUGCACUGUACCUUAUGCCAGAGCCAGAGGCUGCUACCUCUACCCUGCACACGCAGCCUCUUUAAUGUCA